Molecule: messenger RNA, 2403 nt
Organism: Teleopsis dalmanni
Lineage: Eukaryota; Metazoa; Arthropoda; Insecta; Diptera; Diopsidae
Exons: 1
Coding region: 1-2403 (800 amino acids)
Molecular function (GO): zinc ion binding; nucleic acid binding
Source: RefSeq, a predicted model, not a curated record
AUGGAAACUUUUGAGGGGUUAAUUCUCGAACAGCAACAACUGGGUCAAUUAAUCCAGAAAUUGAUUUCGAAUUUCAAAAAGGAUCCAAAAGAAAGGAAAUUGAAUAAAGCUUACUUUGAAGAACGUAAAAGGCGUUUAACUAAUAUAUGGUCUGAAUUUGAAGAAAAUGACAACCGUAUCAGGGAGUUGUCAGAUGUCGAAACCACUCAUGAAUAUUUUACUAAUGAGGAUUAUUUAAAAACUAAAGACUUAGCAGAAUGCUACAUUGCUCGAUUCACUCAGCAACUACAGGAGUUCAGUGAUGAAGCAAAUCCCGGCAAGAAGUCGCAAGUAUCUAAACAAACAGAAAUUUCAUGUCUCAUUAACAAGCAAAUGGGAAUGAAAAUAUCAUUAAAACGACUAUUGGAGAAGGUCCAAGGAGAUUUGGGAUCAAACACGUUUACUGCAUUGGAAAUAUACAAAAUAAAAAUCAACAAGUUGUGGCAAGAAAUUGAGGAACUCAAUUUUAAUAUAUGGGAAAUCGCUAGUGACCCACUAUCAAUUGGUUACAAUAUAGACGAUUAUCAACAAUUAGAGGAAUUAAUACAACAAACUUUGAUUUCAAUUUCUGAGCUGAUAAUAACAAAACAACCACAUGUAGUUACAACAGAGGUAACUAACAAUCCAAUCCAAUUACCGAAGGUGUCUAUACCGCAAUUUGGCGGAGAUUAUCUUAAAUGGACACAAUUUUAUGAUAUGUUCUCUCAAAUGGUAGACAACCAAUCACUACCCAAGGUACAAAAGAUGUGGUUUUUAAAAAAUAAUUUAUCAGGAGAAGCAGAGAGGCUCAUCAGACAUCUGCCAACUACCAAUGAUAGUUACGACGUAGCAUGGAAGAUACUUCAGGAGAGAUACAGGAAUAAGAGGAUAUUAACAACCAUGUUAAUACAACGGCUGCUCGGACAACCUCAAUGCUCUGGCACUGCAAUGUCUCUAAAGUCACUACAUGAUGUCAUACAUGAAUGUUUGUUGGCAUUAAAUAACUUAAAUGUUCAAACAGUUCAUUGGGAUCCACUCCUCCUUCAUUUAUUAACAAAGAAGCUGGAUGCAACUACACAUACGUUGUAUGAGCAAUCAUUGGCAAGGCCAAAGGAAUUACAAUCAAUGACAGGGUUUCUAAGUUUCAUUGAAACACGUUUUCAAACUCUGGAAGCAAUCGGCCAAAAGAGUACUACCAAUAAUAACGUAAAGGUAUGUAAUACCGCAACAAUCAACAAAUCAAUCAGGCAAUCAUGCAUAUAUUGUAAGCAAGAUUUACAUCAAAUAUACCAAUGCAAAGGGUUCUUACAAGCAAAUACUUUUGAACGACUACAAUUUGUUAAAAAACAAAACUUAUGUCGUAACUGUUUGCGACCAGGUCAUAUAGCAUACAACUGUAAAUCAGGCAAUUGUAUCAAAUGUAAUCAAAAACACAACUCUUUACUACAUGUAAACUCAUGGGUUAAUGGCACUGAAAAACAUACAACAAUACCAAAGUCGAACAAUACUCAACGCAAUGUAAGCACAGGUUUAAGCGUUGAUCAUCAAGCAUCAUUAACUAUUGCAAGAAGGCACAAUGAACAGCAAUAUGUAUUCUUAGGAACAGCAACUAUAAGAUUAUUGGCACGUAACGGCCAAGAAAUUCAAUGUAGAGCAUUAUUAGACUCAGGUUCUCAAGUUAAUUUAAUGACCGAGAGGGUAGCUCAUCGACUAGGAAUAACUCCAAAAGCAACAUCAAUGCGUAUAAAUGGAGUUGGUAACACCACAAAGGGUGCUCGUCAAAGAAUCAGCACUGUCUUUAAAUCAAUGAAUAGCAAUUUCAAUACAAAUUUAGAAGCAUUUGUGUUACCACAUAUUAUUGCUCCACAACCAACACAAUGUGUCAAUAUCAGUUCAUGGAACAUUCCAAAAAAUAUUACAUUAGCUGAUCCUAACUUCAAUGAGCCACAAAAAAUAGACGUAUUAUUAGGAGCUGAAUUUUAUCCACAUCUCUUAACGUCAGGGCAAAUCCAAUUGGGAGUCGACAAACCAAUACUCCAGAAUACUACUCUUGGAUGGGUUGUAAGUGGCAAACUAUCAGAAACAGCAAAAGGUGACGCAGUCUGUUGUAUGUUUAGCGAAGAAGAAGAUUCGCUAAAUAAUCUUCUCGUCCGAUUUUGGGAUCUUGAAGAAUCAGCACAAAAUUCAAAACUACUGUCUGAUCAAGAAAAAUUAUAUGAAACUCAUUUUGUGGAAAACUUGAAACGUACUAAAGAAGGCAGAUUUAUUGUGAAAUUGCCACUUAUUGACAGUGUAUCAACAUUAGGAUCCUCUAGUGAAAUUGCACAACGCAGAUUUUUCUCUCUUGAACGACGGCUGUCAAAAAAUGAAGCAUUAAGGACAUAA